This is a messenger RNA of Pipra filicauda (Wire-tailed manakin), 2797 nucleotides long. RefSeq names its product stress induced phosphoprotein 1 (gene STIP1). Gene Ontology annotation, molecular function: Hsp90 protein binding. NCBI's taxonomy places the organism in Eukaryota, Metazoa, Chordata, Aves, Passeriformes, Pipridae. The record is from RefSeq and is a predicted model, not a curated record. The transcript has 14 exons. The coding region runs from base 17 to 2653 and encodes 878 amino acids.
GACCACCCCCUCACCCAUGGCCCCCCCUUCCCCCCUCCUCCACCUCCCUCCCCCGCCCUGGGCGCCGCGGGGGGGGCCGCCCCGGCGCCUGACUGCCGUCACCGCUGUCGUCCUCGUCGCCAUCGCGGCUGUCGCGGCCUGUCCCGCCGUGUGCCGCUGCGCCGGUGGCCGCGUCUACUGCAACGACCGGGGGCUGACGGCCGUGCCUGAGGGGCUCCCGCCCGGCGCCACCACCCUGUUCCUGCAGAACAACCGGAUCGGUGACGCGGGGAUCCCAGCGCGGCUGGGCCGGCUGCCGGCCCUGCGCGUGCUCUACCUGUACGCCAACGCGCUGGAGCAGCUGCCGGCACACCUGCCGCCGGCGCUGCGGGAGCUGCAUCUGCAGGAGAACAACGUGCGCGGGCUGUGCCGGCGGGCGCUGGCGCGGGCACCGCUGCUUGAGCGCCUGCACCUGGAUGACAACUCGGUGUCGGCAGCCGGCAUCGAGGAGGACGCCUUCGCUGAGAACCGCCGCCUGCGUCUCCUCUUCCUCUCACGCAACCACCUGAGCAGCGUGCCGGCCGGGCUGCCGCCGGCGCUGGAGGAGCUGCGCCUGGACGACAACCGCAUCCACACCAUCCCGCUGCGCGCCUUCGAGGGGCUGCCGGCGCUGCGGCGCCUGGUGCUGGACGGGAACCUGCUGGCCAACCAGCGCAUGGCCGACGACACCUUCAGCCGCCUGGGCAACCUGAGCGAGCUCUCGCUGGGCCGCAACGCGCUCGCGGCCCCGCCGGCCAACUUGCCCCGCGCGCGGCUGCGCCGGCUCUCGCUGGCCGCCAACGCCAUCAGCCACGUGCCAGCCGGUGCACUGGCACGGAUGAGGGCACUGGAGCGACUGGACCUGUCGGACAACAACCUGACGACGCUGCCACGGGGGCUCUUUGAUGACCUGGGCAGCCUGAGCCACCUGGGGCUGCGCAACAACCCCUGGUUCUGCGGCUGCAACCUGGCCUGGCUGCGGGACUGGCUGCGCCGGCGGGCGCCGCCGCGCCUCGAGGCUCAGGAGCUGAAGGAGCGGGGAAACCGGGCGCUGGCGGCGGGGGACGUGGGGGCAGCCGUGGGGCACUACUCGGCCGCCAUCGCGCGGGACCCCAACAACCACGUCCUGUUCAGCAACCGCUCGGCCGCCUACGCGCGGCUCGGGGACUACACCCGUGCCCUGGCCGACGCCUGCCGCACGCUGGAGCUGCGCCCCGACUGGGCCAAGGGGUACUCACGGAAGGCAGCAGCACUGGAGUUCCUGCAGCGCCUGGAGGAGGCCAAGGCCACCUAUGAGGAGGGGCUGGCACGGGACCCCGGGAAUGAGCAGCUGCUGCAGGGCCUGCGCGGGGUGGAGACACGGCUGGCAGAGCGGAAGCUGCUGAACCCCUUCAGUGCUCCUGACCUGCUGGCACGACUUGAGGGGGACCCCCGGACGCGGGCGCUGCUGGGGGACCCCGAGUACCGGCGACUGCUGGAGACGCUGCGCAGCGACCCGGGGCAGCUCGGGGCGAAGCUGCAGGACCCCCGGGUGAUGACGACGCUGAGUGUGCUGCUGGGGGUGGAGCUGAGCGGGGCCGAGGAGGAAGAGGAGGCCCCCUCCCCUCCACCCCCACCCCCCCCGCCCCCUGCCCAGCCCCCACCACCCCAGGAGCUCCCCCAGAACAAGCAGGAGGCACAGCGGGAGAAGGAGCUGGGCAAUGCCGCCUACAAGCGGAAGGAGUUCCCGGCAGCGCUGGAACACUACACCCGAGCCGAACAGCUAGACCCCACCAAUAUGACCUACGUCACCAACCAGGCGGCCGUGUACUUUGAGACGGGUGACUACGAGCGGUGCCGGGCACUGUGUGAACGCGCCAUCGAGCUGGGACGGGAGAACCGGGAGGAUUACCGGCAGAUCGCCAAGGCGUACGCACGGAUCGGGAAUUCCUACCUGCGCGAGGAGCGGUACAAGGACGCCGUCCACUUCUACAACAAGUCCCUGGCUGAGCACCGCACGCCCGAUGUGCUCAAGAAGUGUCAGCAGGCUGAGAAGAUCCUGAAGGAGCAGGAGCGCUUGGCCUACAUUGACCCCGACCUGGCGCUGGAGGAAAAGAACAAGGGCAACGAGUGCUUCCAGCGAGGGGAUUACCCCCAGGCCAUGCGGCACUACAGCGAGGCAAUCCGACGCAACCCGAACGAGGCCCGGCUCUACAGCAACCGUGCCGCCUGCUACACCAAACUGCUCGAGUUCCCCCUCGCCCUCAAGGACUGUGAGGAGUGCAUUCGCCUGGAGCCCACCUUCAUCAAGGGCUACACGCGGAAGGCGGCGGCGCUCGAGGCCAUGCGCGACUACACCAAGGCCAUGGAGGUUUAUCAGCGUGCCCUGGACCUCGACCCCACUUGCAAGGAGGCGGCGGAGGGGCAGCGGCGGUGCCUGCGGGCGCAGCAGCAGCGCUCGGAGCCCCCCGAGGAGCUGCGGCGCCGGGCGCUCGCCGACCCCGAGGUGCAGCAGAUCAUGGGGGACCCGGCCAUGCGCCUCAUCCUCGAGCAGAUGCAGAAGGACCCCCAGGCCCUCAGCGAGCACCUCAAGAACCCUCUCAUCGCCCAGAAGAUCCAGAAGCUAAUGGAUGUGGGGCUCAUUGCCAUCCGGUGACCCCCCCAAAUCCCGGGGACCCCUCUGGGACCCCCCCCGGGUACACCUCGACCCCCCAGGGGAGGCAGGGGGUGCUGCCCCUCCCUCCCCCCAUCCUGUGUUGGUUCUGGGGUGCUGUGACCCCAAAUAAAGAGCGGAGCAGUG